AAUAAACGAAAUCAGACACACGAAGAAAUCCCAAACUUCCUCUUUGACGUAGUUACACACGUGUCGUGAGCUCAUAUUUAGCCUGAAAACCGUAGCAGAUCUCUAGAAAUCAUCGACUGCGUUAUCAAAAUGCCUAAAGUUAAAGCGGAAAAGAAAACGCGACAACACCAAGACGUGAAAAGUCAAGGAAUCAUGUUCAACACCGGUAUUGGGCAGCAUAUUCUGAAAAAUCCCCUGGUGGUUAAUGGCAUUAUUGAGAAGGCAGCCUUGAGACCUACAGAUGUGGUCCUGGAGGUCGGACCUGGAACUGGAAACAUGACCGUAAAACUUCUGGAAAAGGCCAAAAAAGUAGUCGCAUGUGAGUUGGACACAAGGCUUGUAGCUGAACUUCAGAAACGAGUGCAGUGCACGCCGAUGCAGACAAAGUUACAGAUUUUGGUUGGUGACGUUUUGAAGACUGAAUUGCCAUUUUUUGACGUGUGUGUAGCAAAUUUACCCUAUCAGAUAUCAUCACCGUUUGUCUUCAAGCUACUUCUUCACAGACCUUUCUUCAGAUGUGCAGUGCUGAUGUUCCAGAGAGAGUUUGCUAUGCGGUUGGUGGCGAAGCCUGGAGAUAAACUUUACUGCAGACUAUCAAUCAACACACAACUACUGGCCAGAGUGGACCACCUCAUGAAGGUUGGAAAAAACAAUUUCAGACCUCCUCCUAAAGUGGAAUCCAGUGUGGUCAGGAUAGAACCGAAAAAUCCACCACCACCCAUCAAUUUUCAGGAAUGGGAUGGUCUUGUCAGAAUUGCGUUUGUAAGAAAGAACAAAACUCUGAGCGCAGCCUUCAAGUCUACUGCUGUUGAGCAGCUUUUGGAGAAGAACUAUAGAAUUCACUGCUCCAUGCACAAUGUAGAAGUACCAGAGGACUUCAGCAUUAUCCAGAAAAUUGAGAGCGUUCUACAGGAAGCUGGGUUUAGUGAAAAACGGGCAAGAUCGAUGGACAUAGAUGACUUCAUGGUAUUACUUCAUGCGUUCAACUCCGCUGGGAUCCACUUUUCAUGAAGCUCAAAUACAGGAUGUCUGGACUGUAUAUUCAUAUUGAUAUCGCAUUUUAAUUAUAGUGUGCCUUUUAUUUAGAUGUUAAUCUCAAGGUGCUAUAUUAUUAUGCAAAAAUGUUCAAUAACACCAUAUUUUUCACUUAAGCCUAUUUGAGAAACGUGUGAUAAAAAUAAAAUCCAGUUGUAAAGAGGUUAUUACACCUCUGUUACCUCCGUAAAAGAGGAAAGCUGGCAUGUGAAACCUUCACACUUCUUAAAUAAGGGCAAGCGUUUUCUUUUAGCACGCUGCAAUAGGAUUGUUGGUACCUUUCAUAGGGUAGAAACAAACCCUAUGUGUCUGUAAGAGUGAUAUAUGCUUUAUAGGAAUGUCCCAGGGAAACCAUGUGUUGUACAUAAAUAUUUUAAUGACUUAGCAUGUGGUCAGUACCAUCAAAUUCAACACCUGUACUAAAUAUGUACUGGUACAUAUGAUGUGUGAUGUGUACCAUAGUUAUAGUUUAAAAUACUGGAUAAUGUUGCCGUUUUCUUUGCUUAGAUACAAUAAAUCAAUGAAAAACUUGU
Tachysurus fulvidraco (yellow catfish) is the source of this 1607-nucleotide messenger RNA. It is a transcript of the gene dimt1l, whose product is annotated as DIM1 dimethyladenosine transferase 1-like (S. cerevisiae). Lineage: Eukaryota; Metazoa; Chordata; Actinopteri; Siluriformes; Bagridae. The record is from RefSeq and is a predicted model, not a curated record. Gene Ontology annotation, cellular component: mitochondrial matrix. The coding region runs from base 130 to 1050 and encodes 306 amino acids. The transcript has 12 exons. Gene Ontology annotation, molecular function: rRNA (adenine-N6,N6-)-dimethyltransferase activity. Gene Ontology annotation, biological process: rRNA methylation.